Molecule: messenger RNA, 1092 nt
Organism: Grammomys surdaster
Lineage: Eukaryota; Metazoa; Chordata; Mammalia; Rodentia; Muridae
Product: TD and POZ domain-containing protein 5-like
Exons: 1
Coding region: 7-1092 (361 amino acids)
Biological process (GO): regulation of proteolysis; proteasome-mediated ubiquitin-dependent protein catabolic process
Cellular component (GO): cytoplasm; nucleus
Molecular function (GO): ubiquitin protein ligase binding
Source: RefSeq, a predicted model, not a curated record
GCAGAAAUGUCAGGGGACCUUGAAGCCAAGAGCUGGGGCUACACACAUAUCAGUGUUGAGGAAUCCUGCUGCAAGUGGACAAUUAGCAACUUUUCACUUUGCAUGGAGGGAAUUAGGGAAAAGAUUACAAGCCCAGUGUUCUCAUUAGAGGCCAAUGAUGAAGUGGCAUGGUGUUUGAGAGUACACCCAAAUGGGACUGAUGAAGAAAGCAAACACUUCCUGUCAGUUUUCUUGGUGUUGCUCAGUUGUCCAAAGAGUCCAGUUUGGGCCAAGUUCCAGUUCUGGAUCACAAAUAACCAAAACAAAAAUCUAAAUAUGAGGGACUCUAAUGUUGUAAGCUUUCUGCAAAACCAAACCAGGGGAUUCAAAAAGUUCAUCCUCCGAGAACAUCUUCUCCACCAUUGGCUUCUCCCUGAAGACACGCUCACCCUCUGCUGCAAGGUGAACAUAGUAGGAGACUUCUUUAACAACCCUGAACAGACCAUGACACCUGCAAUCCAGGAUCCAAGGCAUGUGUUGACAGAUGACCUAAAGGAGCUGUCGGAGAAUUCCCUCUUCACAGACUGCUGCCUGUUGGUAGGUGGCUAUGAAUUCAGGGCUCACAAGGCCAUCCUAGCAGCUCGCUCUCCAGUUUUUAGAGCCAUGUUUGAACAUGAAAUGAAGGAGGGCCUAACGAACCGCGUUGAGAUUCAAGACCUGGAUCCCCAAGUCUUCAAGGAGAUGAUGGGCUUCAUGUACACUGGGAAGGUGCCACACUUCCAGAGCUACUGGAUGACCAUUGGUGUGCUGGCAGCUGCUGACAAAUAUGGCCUGGAGGACUUGAUGGCCAGGUGUGAGGAUUCCCUCCGCUGGAACCUCUCUCUGGAAAAUGUUGCACAUAUUCUCAUCAUGGCUGACCUCCACAGCAGAAAGUGCCUGAAGACUCAGGCCCUGGAUUUCAUUACACUUCAUCCUUCUGAGGUUUCUGAGACCUCAGGGUGGAAAUCAAUGGUAGAGUCACAUCCCCACUUGGUAGAUGAAGCAUUCCGCUACCUGAAUUCUGCACAGUGUCCUUUCUUGCAGCCAUCACUCAAACGCCUAAAGCAAUCUUAG